Molecule: messenger RNA, 3914 nt
Organism: Thecamonas trahens ATCC 50062
Lineage: Eukaryota; Apusomonadida; Apusomonadidae
Exons: 3
Coding region: 126-3914 (1262 amino acids)
Source: RefSeq, a predicted model, not a curated record
AGAAGGCGCUGGACGCGCGUGGAUCGCCGCUCGCACUCUUGCGCAACAUACUCAUUGCGCUGCUUGCUGAAGGCGAAGGCGAAGACGAGGUGGAUGGUGCGGAAGAGGAAGGACCUGCGCAUCAUAUGCUGCGGGCGUUGGAACUGUCCAUGGGGGUGUUUGCGGGUGCGGCACUGCGGCUGGAGCUUGUGCCCGACGGCGUGUUUGAGCUCCCGGCGCAAGUGCCGGUAGUCAAGGCCGUGACCAAGAGCCAGCCGCUGGCAUCUGCGGCGUCUGCGGCCAAGUCGGCGCUAUUGUCGGCGUUUUCGUUGCCGUCGUCGUCGUCGGCAGCGUCGUCGGCAGCGUCGUCGGCAGCGUCGGCAGCUGCGGGCGGCGGCAGCUGCGGGCGGACCGGAGAGGCUGAACGGCUACCGCGGCAGUAUGUGCUUGAGCCGCAACCGAGCGAGCGCGAGCUGGUCUUUAUGCUCUCGCAAGCCGACGAAGAGCUGAUUGCGGUUGUGGGCUUUGCACGGAGCCUUCCGCCCAACCCGUGCAAGCUGUCGGCACUGAUCGAUGCGCCAGGAGUGGCGAUUGUCGGCUCAAUGACGACGAGUCCACACGAGCUCCUCGAUCCGAGCCGGCCGCCGUCGUCGCCACUGGUGUUUGACCUCCAGUUCCCCGGCAGCACACCGCGCGGCGACCGGACACUGUGGCGGGCGUUUCUGAACUGUAUACAGGAGGCUGGCGCGAGUGCAGGCUCGGUCAUUGACAUGGGCGGCGCAAUGCGUGGGGCCUACAGUGUGCCGCAACCUGCGCGUGCCGAACUAGCGGAGCUGCUGGCGUCUGCACCGAUGGUGGUGGUGCCGGACGGACUUGGAGUGGUCGAAGCAGCGGCGAGCGCGUUUGCUCACGAUGACGUCCAGGCUGUUUUGACGCGGACAUCGCAGGUUUACAGCUCGAUUCUGGCGCCCUUGGCGUACCUGCACGGAGUGAGUGCGCGUAAGCUGCGAAGCGCGGUGUUGCGGGCCGCGACGGCGCGACUUGGUGCGGCACCGCAUGCGUUCCGAGCUUUUUGGACGGCAUACACUGCCGAGGGUGAGGCGAGCGAAGCCGAACGCGAGGCGGUGGAGACUGAAGAGCUUUUGGAGCUACUCUCAGACUGGAUUGUGCGCAUGCACGAGGUGUUUGGCGCCGAUGUAGGCGCGGUGGCAGUGGCGGUGGCGGCGUACCGGCAGAUUGCGGAGCGGCUAGGAAGGGCAUCGGACGAGGUGGCAGCGCAGCUGGGGGCGUACUUGAAGGGCGCAGCAGUGUCACACCACCGUGCGCUGGUGCCUGCGCCCGUGGACGAGAGCAAGAUCCUGCGGGCGGUACACGAGCUUGCAGGUGCACUUCGAUUUGCAGCCGACUACACGGCGUAUGCGUUUGACGAGGUUGUGGCAGAUCCAGUGGCAACGCUUGCGGCGACACACGCGUCGAUGCUCUUGCUCGAUGUUAAUCAGCUGCUUUUUAUCCGGCUGGAGAGCGCGAGAGCGGGCGGCGCCGGGCGGCACUGGGUCAAGGGCGUACUCAAGGUUUAUGCUGGGAUGUGCGAGCUUGCUGACGAGUGGGAGGCACCGAGCGAUGCUUGGUUUGCCGACGUAGGCUACCGAUCUGCGCUUUUUGCGCCGGUGCUCUACGAGUAUGUGGCAUACGCAAGCGCGGCGCUGGGGGAGUACGUAACGACGCUUGUGGAGAACGACUCGUUUGAGGCGCUGGGCGGGGCCAGCGAUGCGCGGUACUCGGUGUCUGCCGCAAACCUGCCUGCGCAGCUGGCGGAUAGCUUUGAGUUUGUGCGGCGGCUGCCGGGCGUACCGCCGACAGUUCUGAUGGCGCUUGGUGUUGCGCUCUCGUCCGCGGUGAAGCGGUACGCCGACGCGCUGCUGGCAUCGUCGCUCGAGGUUGACGAGAGUGAGCUGGUGGUUGUGGAGGCGCCCGGGGUUGCGCCGGCACUGAUCUCGGCGUCGCUCAAGUCAGCCAAAGCGCUGGCAGAUUCAUCGCGUUCGCUAGCCAAGUCUGCGAGCUCUGCCGCCAAGUCUGCAGGGACAGCGGCGAGCUCGUCGGCCAAGGCGGCGUACCGCAAGCUCUCGACCAAGGUCAGAUGGCUGAAGUGGGGCAGCAGCGGCGAGGCCGAGGCCGAGGCUGAGGCCGAGGCCGGCCCGGUAGCGACGGUUGAGGUGGCAUGCGGAGCUGAAGCGACGGGCGAAGCCGAGGAGGCAGCGGGUGAAGCCGAGCCUCCGAGCGAGGACUCGUCGGAGAUGUCGAUACCCCCUGCGGUUCAUGUGUCGGCUGCGGUGGCGUUCAACAACCUGGUGCAUGUGCGCGAGGAGAUGGCGGAUGUGUUUGCGGUGGUGGAGGCGUCUGCAGGCAACGCGUCGGCAGCGGCAGCGGCAGCAGCGCUUGCGCAGGCCGAGGGGGGAGGAGAACGCGGGCUCGCUGCAACUGUGAGUCCAGAAACCGCGGGGUCAGCCAAGUCUGCGUCAUCAGUCAUGUAUCGCGAGGUGCAGCUUGUCGAGCAUCAGCGGCGUGAGACGACACUAUCGCCGUUCUACCCGUCAUGGCUUCCACACGAGCCACCGGCGCUCGCGCUCGGCAACAACCCGUACGUGCGUGCGCGGGUGGAGCACCUCGAGGAGGGCCGGCCGCCGACGAGUGCACCCGGGCGAUGGGAGUGGAGCACGAACUGGAAGGUAGGCGGGUGGGAGCACGGACGGGACUGGGUCGGGCCGUUCGAGUCUGAGAUCAUGGGCGAGGCACUGGUGCGACGACGGGUGUGGCGGCGAACCGAGAUGUUUGUGGCCGAGGUGGCCGGCGUGAGCGCGACUGAGUGGCUGGAAGUCGAGGUGCUCGAAUGCGGCGCGGGAAGUGGUACUACCGAGACCGGAAUGCAUGUUCGGAGCGUGGGCAGCAGCGAUGGAACUCGGGCUGGCAGCGACGCAGGCGAAGCGAGCAGCGAGACCGAGUCGUCGCUUCUGCCGUGGGAGAGUGUGGGCGAGGCCGAAGGCAUGCCAUCGCGCUGCCGGCCUACGACGCAGCUGUCACUAGAGGAGAUGCUUGUGAAUGUGGAAGCGUCGCUCGAGUUCAUCUCGCUCGGCAUCGAGGCGCUGAGCUCGCAGCUCGCAGGUGAGGCGGUGGACCAGGUGCAGCGGCUUGCGAAGCGUGCGUUUGGUGCACAGCCGCUGUCGUCAGGCACCGUGCUCAACGUGCUGGGCAACAUUCUGGAUGCACUCGAGCGGACGCUGUCGGAGCUCGCUGCUGUAGGGCGUGACGGAGUGGUUGGACGGGUGUGCGUGGCCUGGCUUCGGGCCGCGUUUGAAGAGCUGGGGACCAGCACGAGCUCACUUGCUGCAUCGCACGAGUGGCUCCACGAGUCUGUCGAGGUGUUUGGUGAUCGGGUGUCUGGCGGCGAACGCCGGCGUCUGCGAUCGGUGUUUGCGCGGCAUUGUGCGAGCGUGAGCACGUACACGGACGCAGGCGCGCGGGUGAGCAGAGGCGGCGAGCACAGCGACGUGUUUGCGUUUGUUCCCGAGGAUGGAGGUGAGAGUGACGACGACGACGAGGAAGAACGGACGAGCCACAGUCGGCCCGAGUGGGUGGCCGGCUCUGGUAAUGAGUGGUUCUGGCUCGACGGCGAGGUGCUGGGGUCGGGUGCGAUCGCCGAGAUUGUGUCGAUCGGGUACGAGACUGACGGGCACGAGCUGGACAUGUCGCUACUGGACGGCAGCCGUGUGCAGGAAAGGCUUGUGCGGCUCGGGCACUUGGGCGAAGACGCGGCCGGGGCUGACGCGUUUGUCGGUGAGCUCCGUGCGCGCGCCAAGCAACUGUCGCCGAUGUACCGGAUGGCGCUGCGGCGUGGGCGCGGGUACAGUAGCGGCCGACGGGGUGGCGCGGUUCAUUGA